AUGGUCUCUCUCAACUCAGGCCCCAUUUCUUCUUUUGCUUCUCGGAAUUCGCUGAUUGAUUCCGAUACCCUUUUGCCUCUUUCUUCUUUCUCUACCUUUUAUCCCAACUAUUCUGCGAGACCGAGCCUUUUAGCUUCCAGAAAAGGUUGUGGGUCUGUUUUAGGGUUUCUUGAGGUCAAGCCGAGGAAGACAGAUUGGGUUUUGAGGAUGUGCAAUAAGGGCAAUUUGGGUUGGGAUAGCGAGGUGACUAAGGAUCUUGAAACUGAGAUUUUGGAAUUCAUGAAGAAUUCGGAUAAACCCGGGAUGUUUCCGAGCAAGAAAGAUUUAAUCAGUCGUGGAAGAUUUGAUCUUGUGGAGAGAAUCGUAAACCAAGGUGGGUGGCUUUCCAUGGGAUGGGAUUUGGAUGAACAAGAAGAAAGGAAAUCCGAAGAGGUCCGAGUAAACGAGAACGUCAUGCUGCGGGAUUUACAUAUCGAGAGACAGCUUCUUCAUCAUUGUAAUUCUCAAGAAAUUUGUAAAACCUUAAGUCAUGAGGCUUUUGAUCUUCCCUCAAACCCUUCAUCUUCAAGAGAAGAAGUGGAUGCUAAGAAUGAGAGUGGAAUUGAAGGGAUAUUGACCAGAUUGGAGAAAGAAAGGAAUUUGAGUCUAGGGAUUAGCUUGAGGGAGAAAGGGGAAAGCAAUGGUGCCAUGAAUGAUAUCUCCCUAAAUGGUUCAGUUCCUCGGUCUUCGAUGAUUGUGACAGCUAGUGAAUUUCAACAUGCCAAGUCAGUGUCUGGAACACCGGUCUUAAGCGAUUCGCCUACAUCAGAAACAUGGAGAACAUGGAGUAUGAGGAGAGCUGGAUUUACUGAUGAAGAUUUUGAAGCUGCUGAAAUUUCUUCCAGUGGUUUGGAUGGUGUGAAGAAGGAUAAUAUGAAUAAGGAUUCUGGUGAUAGCAUAAAUGAAAAAGAUAAAACUGCAUCUUCCUCUGAAGAUAUAAAUACAACUCAUAUCAAAAGCCGUCUUCAGAAUCUCUCGUCAGAACUUUCUUCUGUUCUUCACUCCCUUAGAUCUCAGCCUGAUGAAGUUGUGACAAGUAAGGAUACUGAGAUCAAUUCUGGGAAUUUGGAGAAUCUCAAUGAUGAUUGGGAGUUUAAAGAGAAUGAGAUCAUAUAUGCCCAGAAUAAGUUACGGUCUACACGGGCAAAGCUGGCAGUUCUUGAAGGAAAGAUGGCUAUGGCAAUAAUAGACGCGCAGAGGAUUGUAUGGGAGAAACAGAGAAAAAUAGAUCAUGCUAGCAGAGCGUUACGGCUACUACGGACUGCAUCCAUAGUAUGGCCUAAUUCAGCCUCAGAAGUUCUACUAACGGGUUCAUUUGAUGGUUGGUCUACCCAGAGGAAAAUGAAGAAAGCAGAGAACGGAGUCUUCUCUUUAUCGCUGAAGCUAUAUCCUGGAAAAUAUGAGAUAAAGUUCAUAGUUGAUGGCCAGUGGAAAGUUGACCCGCUUCGACCCAUUGUUACUUGCAAUGGAUAUGAAAACAAUUUGCUCAUCAUCUCUUGA
Messenger RNA from Arabis nemorensis, 1539 nucleotides. The record is from the annotation of a GenBank genome assembly. NCBI's taxonomy places the organism in Eukaryota, Viridiplantae, Streptophyta, Magnoliopsida, Brassicales, Brassicaceae.